Messenger RNA from Aplysia californica (California sea hare), 486 nucleotides. RefSeq names its product 40S ribosomal protein S15Aa. The transcript has 5 exons. Gene Ontology annotation, molecular function: structural constituent of ribosome. Bases 57 to 449 code for a protein of 130 amino acids. The record is from RefSeq and is a predicted model, not a curated record. Gene Ontology annotation, biological process: translation. Gene Ontology annotation, cellular component: ribosome; cytosolic small ribosomal subunit. Lineage: Eukaryota; Metazoa; Mollusca; Gastropoda; Aplysiida; Aplysiidae.
GAAGGAAGAACAAGUUAUCGGUCUUUUCAACUUGUCGCCAUCGCAGGGCUUUCAAGAUGGUGCGCAUGAACGUGUUGGCAGAUGCUCUGAAUGCCAUCUCUAAGGCUGAGAAGCGUGGCAAGCGCCAAGUAUUGUUGAGGCCAGCCUCUAAAGUGAUUGUUCGAUUCCUCAGUGUCAUGAUGAAGCAUGGCUACAUUGGUGAAUUCGAACAGAUUGAUGACCACAGGAGUGGUAAAAUUGUCGUCAAUUUGACUGGCAGACUAAACAAGUGUGGAGUGGUCAGUCCCAGAUUCGACGUCUCCAUCAGAGACAUGGAAAAGUGGACCACAAAUCUCUUACCGUCUCGGCAGUUUGGGUUUGUUGUUCUGACUACGUCAGGGGGCAUCAUGGACCAUGAAGAAGCCAGAAGAAAGCACUUGGGAGGAAAAAUUCUGGGAUUUUUCUUUUAAAUGACGUUCAAAGCAAGAAAAUAAAAAUGUAAAAUCA